This is a messenger RNA of Notechis scutatus (mainland tiger snake), 865 nucleotides long. The record is from RefSeq and is a predicted model, not a curated record. Lineage: Eukaryota; Metazoa; Chordata; Lepidosauria; Squamata; Elapidae.
CUCCCUUUAGAAAAGCGGGAUAACGUUUGGGAGGGAAACCUGGCUGACCACGCCAAUAACUCCGGAGAUUCAGCGCCAGACAUUUUCUGAGGAUUAUAUUCACCUGAACGUUCAGGACAAAACGUUGCGCAAUAGCGUUGGCAUUUCGGUGUCCUAUUUCUGCUCAAAGCCAUGCGUCGUAACUUUGGAAGCGAAAGCCUCCUUGGAAUUCAGGAACACCAUGUCGGUGUACAAGAAACGAUGGGAAGGCGGUCACGUCCGGAAGAAUCGAACCGUCAGCUUGACGUUCCCAAACAGCAUGGUCUUCAGAGACGAUUAUCUGAUCAAGCGAUCCUUAAAUGUAGACUAUGUGAUUCUCUAUGCCUGGAUUACUCACAAGGAGGCCAUGGUGCACCAUGCUCCGCGAGCGGAAAGCUACUGGCAUGCCGUUGUACGGGAUUACAGUUUUUUGGAUCCGGUUCCACCUUUCGAGCGUCCCUACAAGGAGCAUAACAGGUGCUUGACGUGGAACACGGAACAGGCAUGGAAACUCCAAGCCAACAGGAUACCUCGGUGUCCUCGCGAAAAUGAUCUGAUGGAGAUCAACUUUCCAUAUGCAUCUAGUGGAGAGGGGACAGGCAUUGUGAAGAAGUUUCAGAAGUUUAAAAACCGAGAGCUUGAAGCCAUGCGGAAACAUCACCUUAGUUAUCCAACCUUUACAAUCUCACUAUGGCUUUAUUUACUGCACUUCUGUGAGAGAGCGUUGUGUGGCAUCCUGUAUUUCAUCGAUUCAGGAGAAAUGUACGGCACCCCUGCUUUAUUUCUAACCAAUGAAGGUAAGAGGAAAAAAAUUCCAGGUGGACUGAAUUAACACUGCCUUAAGAUA